This is a messenger RNA of Exophiala bonariae, 678 nucleotides long. RefSeq lists its product as uncharacterized. NCBI's taxonomy places the organism in Eukaryota, Fungi, Ascomycota, Eurotiomycetes, Chaetothyriales, Herpotrichiellaceae. Gene Ontology annotation, molecular function: lipid transfer activity. Gene Ontology annotation, cellular component: cytoplasm. The record is from RefSeq and is a predicted model, not a curated record. The transcript has a single exon. Gene Ontology annotation, biological process: intermembrane lipid transfer. The coding region runs from base 1 to 678 and encodes 225 amino acids.
AUGCCACCACGGACAGCCAUUCCUGUAGGUCAGACAUGGUUCGAUGUGCACAAAACCCAUUUCUCAGACGUUCCGGUAUCUGCAGAUCAACAUGUGUCAACAACAGAGUUUCUUGCUGCCACCGAAGCGACAAUCACCAUAUUCGACCUCCUCGGGUCGCCCGUUUUUGCACCCAUAAAGCAUGACAUGGCCUUCAACAUAGAACGGGUACGGACGAGACAGAUUCAGACAUCGCACCCGUCGAGCACACUCCAGCAUCUGGUCAAGGAUGAGUUGGUAACACAAAAUCAUUCCGCCACCAUGGGGCUCACGUGGCUCAUCCGUGGUCUCGACUUUCUAGCGCAUGCGUUGAGGUCUGACCUCACACAGAACAAGGAUGUUCCAGUGACAGAAAGGUAUCCGAAGAGGGAGCUGCGAGAGUCAUUUCGCGAUAGCUACAAGGUCACACUGUCGCCGUAUCAUACGGUGGUGAUCCGACCCAUAUUCCGUGCGGCCAUGAGUGCAGCGCCUCGUCGUAAAGACUUGUUCAUUCGGCUCAGUGGUCAAGGGACGGAUCCCGGAACAACGGUAAAGGCAAUGGAAAGUUGGUUGACUGGCUUGGAGGUUAUUGUGACUAUUUUGAAGGGUUUCUUGGCCAGCGACGAGGUCCAAGCCUGCGUGCCAGAGGGUAUGCAGUAG